UCAUUUGAGUGAACUGAGUCAAGGCGUUUCUGAAUAGCAGCGAUUGUUUCCUCUAACUUAGCAACCGUAUCCAAGGAAGAGAAAAGCGUCGAUGACGUAGCCGGACGCGAUGACGCGACCGGAAGCAAAUAAACACAAUGUGCGGCUCCGCAAAAUAAACUGGAGGGUCAGCGCUGCUGUGAAACGCGGCCGGCGCUGUUAGUUCAUUGCCGGCUAAGGACGACUGGACCCUGGCCUACAGUUACAGAUCGGGUAACAUUGAGCCGGAGUUAAACACGACCUGUCUGCUUCCUCUGUAGGAGGGAUCAAUGUGAAUGUAAUGUGACAUAGUUGUUAGAGUUUGUGGCAGGGAUUAAUGUGUCUUCGCUAUGGAUGACGCGAUUUAAAUCAUUUUCUCUGUUUUAGGCAUCUUUCUAUUUGUUCUUGGAAUUAUUUCAUAUUUACUAAUGUGUGAUGGAUGCUUGUUUUGAUCGAGAUCAGAUCAUGCUUUGCCCAAGAGCCGUCAGACAUGUGUCCAGCGAGGUGGAGGACAUGGACACCUCGGAGGCUCGCUGGAACUGGUUUUAUCUCGCUGAAUGUGGCGUCUGGCAUAUGUUUGAGAUUAAUCAAAGUGCUGCCUGUUCUGUGACCAGUGAGCAAAUUGAACAGAACUACAGCAGAAAUCAGCUGGGCGUCAUGGAGUUCUGCACAGCGAAGUAUACUUACAGAUUAGAUUUUUCAGUGAUGAAGCAGACCAACUUGACAACUGGCAAGCAGCGUCCUAUAAAGCGUGCACUGCAUUCCGAAACAAGUUUCAGGUUCAUCUGUGAUAAUCUUGCCCUUCCCAUUCCUGUACACUGGGAGAGGAUUAAUACAGAAGAGACCUAUCAGCUCAUCACUCUGGGCAAGGACACUUUUGAGUAUAAGGAAGUCAUGAGACUUUUUGAGAGAACUAUGGAUGCAUCCAUCAGGUCAAUCCAGAGGAUCCAGAACUUAGACCUUUGGGAGUUUUUUUGCCGGAAAAAAGCACAGCUGAGAAAGAUCAAACGGGCCGUGGACAUUGAGGAGAAGAUGCUAUUCCACGGCACAGGCCACAGCAACGUCCAGGCUAUAUGCACGUAUAAUUUUGACUGGAGAUUAACUGGAAGCCAUGGUGACAUCUAUGGAAAAGGCAGUUAUUUUGCAAGAGAUGCCAAAUACUCCAGUAAAUUCUGCCACACUACAGCGAACCACAACGUCGUUCUUCAAAAACAUGGCCUGGUACCAGCCAUUUUCCAGAGCGACCCACCGUAUAAAUCCAUGUUCCUGGCCCGGGUGCUCGUCGGGGAAUACACAGUCGGACAGUCGAAGUUCUGCCGACCGCCCUCCAAGGACACGCGAGUCACAAACUUCUACGACAGCUGCGUGGACGACAUCGCAAAUCCCAAGAUUUUUGUGAUCUUUGACUGCAAUCAGAUAUACCCGGAAUAUUUAAUAGAGUUUUAUUAACAAGGAUUCGGUAACAUAAAUUCUCUGCUCCAGCCUGAGAGCUUUAGAUCAGGUUGGGCUGGUUUCAUUUGUCUGUGGUUUAUUAAAUCCAUGUGUUGUCAGGUUUUACAGCUCCUUAAAACACUACAGACAAAAGGAAGUAUAUAUUCUUUCAAAGGAAAGAAAAGGCAUGUCCUUUCAAUGGAAAGUGGGAGUGUUUAGUAUUAUUAUUUUUUGGUCUCUCUGCAAUGUCUGUUGAUUUCCUUACUGCAGCAAACAGGCCAGAUGGCUGAGCUUUGAAUCUGGGUGUCGGGGUAGGGCUCCGCAAAUGGGCUGGUGGAGCCUAUGUCUGGGGGGGGGGGUGACACCCCGCAGGGUUAGUGGCCUGCUUUGUGAGGACCGUUCACAGAAAGGUGGUGCCACCGUGUGGUCAUGGCAGAACAUCACAGCUGGGGUCUGGUUAUUGGAAGGCUUGCAGCGAACUGGGGUUCAUGGUUUAGUGGCUCAUUAACUACCUCAGAUAUUCAUCACAGACAAGGAUCCGGCCGAUGACUCCUGUUAGACUGAAUCUGGUGUCAUUUCACCCCCCCUCCACUGAAGAGGGCUAGAACGUGAUGCUCUGAUACGUGGAUGUCAUCCGGCGAACGGACACACAGGUAUCAGGGCCACGCCCAUGCCAAGAUGAUGUGAAUUAAGACCCCCCACCCGAAAGCGUCUGGCAUCUUUGCCCACCAGUGGGAUCCCUUCCGGGGUUUGUGUUACAUGUUGCCAUUUUACAUGCGACGAUGGCGGGCAGGUUCUCCCCUUUGGAUCGUCCUGGGACUGGAGGCCGAGUAGCUCCAGGAGACGCUUUGGACACGGUUCAGAGCAUGGAGACAGCAGCUGGGAGCAGAAGCAGGACCGUCUUCUGAAAGCAGAAGGAGAAAGUCUGCUUUGCAAUGAGCUGGGCUGCAGAGAUCUGUGGACGUAGAGCUGGUGGCAGGUUUUCCUUUGAGGCCAGUCAGAGACCAGCUUACCCCUCACUGCCAUGCAAGAGCGGUGUGGGAAGGUAAAAGAUUUAUUUGGCCGACUCUUCUGUGACCUUCCAGAGGACCUUCUGCUGGAGAUCUGACUGUAGUAAUUUGCCAGAUGACAGGAAUUUUAGUAUUUUUUAUUACCUACAGGGGGCAGUAUAGCACGUGGGGGGGGCCCUAGACUGACGUCAACAUGGACACUCAGGUGUUGCUAAUUUAACUACGCUUUUCAUUUUUCCCAAGGCAAGAUCGGGCCCAGAUGUUAGCUGGGGAGCUAGGCUACAGUAAUAUUAAUAACAAUGAUAAUAAUGACUCUUUAUUGAUCCCCAUGGGGAAAUUCUCUUCUCGCCCACCCCAUCCUGCUCUCCGUGACUCACGUGUAGGUGAGAGUAAGCUUGGCUGCAAAGGGCAGCCUCACACAGAAUAGCCUAGCAUGGACUAUGGUGUAUGAGGCGAGGAAUGCUAGAGAUGAGUUAUUUCCUGUGUGGGAAAAGGUUCUGUUGGUCACCUCAUGGUUUACAUGGCUCUUACAGUCAGCAGGGUUGGGUCACCCCUGCGGAAUGGGAUUACCUGUCCCUCUUACCUCUCCCUCUUACCUGUUUGUCACCUGUCCCUUGCUUGUUUCUGUGGUCCUGCUGCCAAAAUAAUGAAUUGUAUUUUGUUUUUUUACUUUCUGCAGUGUGAGAAAAUUAUGUUAUUCAAAUGUGAUUACAUUUUUCAGAUAAA
Molecule: messenger RNA, 3185 nt
Organism: Brienomyrus brachyistius
Lineage: Eukaryota; Metazoa; Chordata; Actinopteri; Osteoglossiformes; Mormyridae
Product: protein mono-ADP-ribosyltransferase PARP11
Exons: 7
Coding region: 454-1467 (337 amino acids)
Molecular function (GO): NAD+ poly-ADP-ribosyltransferase activity
Source: RefSeq, a predicted model, not a curated record